AUGUCGUCGUUCCUGGAGAAGCAAUCGUCCGCCUUCAAGGGUACGCUCGCGUCGGCAGCGUCCAAGAUUUCGAAUCCCAAGGGCGCGGCGGCAGCAGCAGCAUCAUCGACAGCGCCUCGGGCGCCAUCCCCGACCCCGUCGGCCACGUCUGAGGGGAACAAGACGCCUACGACGAAGCGGAAGCGCGAUGCGGCGCCGGAGGUGUGGUCUCAGCCGCAGCUGACGGGGUACGGCUCGGAGGUGAAGACGCAGAUGACGUUCGCGGUGGACUACCUGAAGAAGAAGGGCACGGCGGCCAAGACGGCCAACGACAUACUGGACCACCUGUCGCUGCGGAGCUUCACGGACGACCACAAGCGGGAGCUGAUCGAGGGCCUGAGGCGGCACCCGCGCGUCGAGUGGCGGCCGGACGGGACGCUGGCUGAGCAGACGUGGCGCACGGGCCGGUACGUCUACCGGCCCAUCAUCACGGACGUGCGCGACCAGACGUCGCUGAUCGCGCACCUCCAGCGCAAGACGGACGCGUCGGGCGUGUCGGUCAAGGACCUCAAGGAUGGCUGGCCCGAGUGCGAGGACGCCCUGACGUCGCUCGAGCGCAGGCACAAGGUGCUCGUCGUCCGCACCAAGAAGGACAACUUCCCCCGCUUCGUCUGGGCCAACGACCCCUCCCUCCACCACGACGUCGACCCGGACUUCUGCGCCAUGUGGCAGCGCGUCCAGAUCCCGUCCCUCGACGACAUGCAUAGGAAGCUCGUCGCCGUCGGGCAGAAGCCCACGUCCGAGGACCCCCGCAAGGCCGCCCAGUCCGGGCCGGCCAAGCCGAAGCAGCAGAAGAAGAGGGCUGGUAAGCGCGCUGGAAAGGCGACCAAUGUCCACAUGGCGCAUCUCAUGCAGGAUUACAGUGGGAUGAGGAGGUGA
This is a messenger RNA of Geosmithia morbida, 918 nucleotides long. RefSeq lists its product as uncharacterized. Bases 1 to 918 code for a protein of 305 amino acids. Gene Ontology annotation, cellular component: transcription factor TFIIE complex. The transcript has a single exon. The record is from RefSeq and is a predicted model, not a curated record. Lineage: Eukaryota; Fungi; Ascomycota; Sordariomycetes; Hypocreales; Bionectriaceae. Gene Ontology annotation, biological process: transcription initiation at RNA polymerase II promoter.